Polypterus senegalus (gray bichir) is the source of this 3462-nucleotide messenger RNA. It is a transcript of the gene sh2d3a, whose product is annotated as SH2 domain containing 3A. Bases 133 to 2763 code for a protein of 876 amino acids. Gene Ontology annotation, biological process: small GTPase-mediated signal transduction; positive regulation of peptidyl-serine phosphorylation. The record is from RefSeq and is a predicted model, not a curated record. NCBI's taxonomy places the organism in Eukaryota, Metazoa, Chordata, Cladistia, Polypteriformes, Polypteridae. Gene Ontology annotation, molecular function: phosphotyrosine residue binding; guanyl-nucleotide exchange factor activity. The transcript is spliced from 14 exons.
UUCCUGGCUAUACAUCAAGAAUCUACAAAAGUUGGAAAUUUGCAAGUGAGGUUUAGUUUUGGGUGGAGGGGGACCUGCAGCAGGCAGCUGUUUCUGGCUGCCCUUUAGAGUUCUGCGUGCUGCUGUCAGACCAUGAGCAAUUAUUCAAUCUCAGUGCUUCUUAGCCAGGUGGGACUUUUCCAGUACAGCAAGGUACUCGAGAAGAAAUAUUGUGGUUUGGAGGGUUUACUCUGUGUGACUGACUCAGACUUGAGAGAAGCAGGGAUUCAGAGCCAGCAACACCGUGAGGCUAUCCUCUCCAACAUCAAGAGGCACCAGUGGAGAGACAGCCAUAAAAGAGGUGUCAGUGUGUCCAGCUCAGCCUCCACUACUGGUCCUUUCUCAACAACUAAAGUACGCCGAAAGCACUCCCUUGGCUCUUCCAUUGACCUGUUGAAACCGGAGAAGAGGCUCACCGGACAAAGCUUCAGCCUCUUUCGACAGAGCAUCCUCCCACGCCUUUGGAAAAAACAACGAGUCUCUUCCUGCCGCGAUCUUCCCACUCUGGUUGAAACAAGCGAUUCCCAAGUGCAGGAAGCACACACUGACGUGAGCGCCUUAGUUCUGCUCUGCAGAGAAGAAAAAGAAGAAGAAAGGUCACAGCGAGCCAGUAAACCACAAGCUGUGUGUGUCCAGCAGCACCGUUUGACGGUGUCGGCAGAAGGGCGCGACAUGGAGGCACGGAAGGACCAGCUGAAAAAAGAACUGGAAGAGGAGCUGAAGCUGAGCCAGGAUGACCUUCGUAGCCAUGCUUGGUACCACGGGAGGAUCCGGCCAGAGGCAGCAGAAGCACUCCUGAAACAAGAUGGAGACUUUCUAAUCCGGGAUUCCACCACCAGCCCCGACGACUACGUCCUGACCUGCCGCUGGGACAGCAAGCCCAUUCACUUCCGCAUCAUUCGGAUUGUGCUGAGGCGCAAGCAGGGCUACACUCGCAUGCUCUUCCAGUUUGAGCAGGACCAGUUUGACAAUGUCCCUGCCCUGGUACGCUUCCACGUGGGUAAUCGCAAGCCCGUGUCUGAGAAGUCGGGAGCCGUCAUCAUGAACCCAGUUAACCGCACCGUCCCCCUGAGGGUCAUCGAGGAGGAGAGGCUGGCCAAGAUGAAACCUGUCCUGCAGCCUGAACGGCUCCCAGUGGCUGACCUCAACAAAAGACUGAGCCUCAAUGGCAGCUCCCUGGACAAUGCACUGCCCAGCGACAGUCUCCUCAGGAGCAAAGAAAAGAGUGGGAGCCACCCCGCAAGUCUGGAGACAUUAGGCAGAAGACCCUCUCUACAGUCGGCCCAGUCGGACAGCAACCUGAGAGCUGGCAUCACCACGUCCCAGCCUAAAACGGCAGAUCGAGAGCAGCAGCACCUGGCGCCAGUGUAUCGGACCGGCAGUGACCCGCUGCUCAGCCCCAAUGCCCUACGCACUGUAGCCUUGCAGCCUGAGGGUGGCUCGGCCUUGAGGGGCUCAGAUGGGCAGCUGCAUUCACGUGCACCCCCCAAGCCUCUACGCAUCCCCUCCGUCAUCUUCAGCUACCCUCCUGUAGACCCCCAGCAGCCUCCUGACAGCAACGAGGACCCCUCCAGUCACUACUCAGAAUUCGUCCCCUAUGCUCCUCCUCCACCUCAGAGCCACGUGGAUCGUCUGCGAGUGGAGGAGCGCUGGAAGAGUCGGAUUCGCAUGACCGGCACCAGUUACAACAUCCUGGACUCCAUUUCACCGCCUCUUCUGGACUCCCAUCGGGAGGAAUCAUGCAUUGCGGAGGAAGACCCUCCAGGUGUGUCGGAUCAGGACCCGCCUUUUACGAGGCCCCAAGCAGAAACAACAUCCUCAUUUCAGGUUGCUACCUUCUCUUCGCUCAUCCUGCCUGAAAACAACAAGCCCCUGGACCCCGGCGUGAUUAAACAAAUUAAAGAACUGUUUUCAGAGAGCGACCCCAAGAAAAUAGCCUUUCACAUACUCAAGAUGGACAGCCAGGUUAUUCGAAUGGUGAAUGUUAGCAAGGAGCAGCGGCAGAAGAUGGGUGUGAGUUCUGGUCUGGAGCUCAUUACCCUACCGCAUGGACACCAACUGCGGGUCGACCUGCUUGAGAGGCACCAUCUGCUUGCACUGGGCAUCGCUAUCGAUAUCCUGGGCUGCACUGGCACGGUCAAUCAGCGGGCGGCUGUGCUGCACAAGAUGAUCCAGGUGGCCAAUGAGCUGAGGGUGACGGCCGGAGAUCUUUUCGCUUUUUCUGCUGUGAUGAAGGCACUAGAAAUGCCACAGAUACUACGACUGGAGAUGACUUGGCGUACACUUCGACGGAGUCACACAGAGAGUGCCAUCACCUUUGAGAAGAAGCUGAAGCCCUACCUGAAGGCUCUGAAUGAGGGGAAAGAUGAGACCCCCACGAAUGAGCUGACAAUUCCUCAUAUCCUCCCGCUGUUGAAGCUCAUGGAGGGGCUCGACUUAGGAGAGCACACAGAGCACAGCUGUGAGUUGUUACUAAGAACCCUGGCCAGAGCGCGACUCCUUACAGUCAACGCAGACCAGUUUGGCUCCCAGGCCCAGAAACUGUUGGCAGACAAUGAAGUAAAUGAAAAGCUACUGGAAGUGUUUAAGACGGAGUUUGCGCUCAAAUUUUUUUGGGGAAAUAAGGGGGCAGAAGCCGAUCAGAAGGUCCGCCAUGAGAAAUUUGACCAGAUUCUCACUGUGUUGUCCAGGAAGUUGGAACCUGACGAUGUACGAGAGAGUUAGAAGCGGUACUGCCGGUUUUCUUUACCUACUGGGACUGCUUGGCCCGAUGGCAUUACAAGUGGAAUGCAUCCAGCGAUGGUUUGUACAGAGAGCUCUUCCCGUUUUAAGUACUACAUCAAUAACCGCUGGAUGUUCUUUUAAUAAGAACACAAAAUUAAGCUUCAAGAAACAAGAAGGACUUGCUCUUGGAAGAACAUCUUGCAAAAUCGGCCAAUGAGAAUGGUUCUAACACUUGUGUCAAAUACCUGUGUUCUUGUGAAAAUCGUCAGCCUCGUCCAGUCCAUUGUCAGUUCUGCCCUCUUCUUAUUCUCCACAUUUGUGUUAUUUAGGCCUGUGGGAGGAAAAUCAGAAUAUCCAUAUUAGCAGAUGCCCAAAUAACACAAGGUCGGCAGAUGUCCUGAUUUAAAUUGUGAGGAAUCCUGGAAGUAACGCAUCUACCACGCAAGAGGUCUGUCAAGGAAUGAAGAUGUGGAGACGAGCACAGCUGACGCACACUCCUUGAUGUUUAUGUGGCACUGACUUUACUGCAGCACAGACCUCUGAUCAAAAAAUAUACAGUACUGUGACGCAAAAGUGGAGAUGCAGAGAGAUUUUUCGAGUUAAAAUUUCCUUCACAUCAAACGUUCCCGCACAUGCAUUUUAAAAACUGUUAUGGCACAGGAAGCAGUAUUUUCUUAAUAAAAGUUUUUUUUAUGGUGU